GCGGGCUGCGCGCGGACCUGGGAGCAGGGAGGGUCGGCGGAGGCUGCCGGCGGCCGGCGGGUUCGGGCACUAAUCCCUGCCUCUCUCUCUCCCGGUCUCCUAUCUGCCGCGUCUGCUCCUCCCUCCGCCCCCCGGAAGCAGGAGAGGACCGGCCCCGAAGCGGAGCAGCAGCCGCCCUCUGACCAUGCCCCGGUGAGCGGGGCGGACUUCGAGGGCAACUUGGCGCCGACUGCCUGGGCUCGGCCGGCGAGCUGCGAGCUGCCGGGGCCCCGAAAGCCGAGGAGCAGCGCGGCCCGGCGGGGGGCUCUCGUCUAUGCCUUCUUGGGGCGCCCGGCGGAUCGGGGUCUGGUUUUUGCAGACGGAGCCCAGCGCUGGUGGCUUCAGGUGGCUGCCGCCGCCUCUGCUGGGCUUGCUUCCGCCGCUCGGGCCAGGAGCAGAGACCUUUGAGCGGGGACACCUCCGGGGCAGCGAGACAUCGGACAUGUGUCAGCACACCUGGGGCGCGCAUCCAUUGAGCCCGAGGGGAUUUUUGCCUGAACAAGUCAAGCGGCGAUAUUGAUCUUGGGGGUGACUGUCCCUUGACCGGCUGUCCGGUGGGAGUGCGAGUGUGCACUCGCCCAGAAGUGUGUGAGUGUGUGGAUGUGUGUGUGCCGUGUCGGGCUCCCCCCCGCCCCCCGUUUUCCCGUCGAGUGAUGCACUUGGAAUGAGAAUCAGAGGAUGGAAAUAGUCUGGGAGGUGCUUUUUCUUCUUCAAGCCAAUUUCAUCGUCUGCAUAUCAGCUCAACAGAAUUCACCAAAAAUCCAUGAAGGCUGGUGGGCGUACAAGGAGGUGGUCCAGGGAAGCUUUGUUCCAGUUCCUUCUUUCUGGGGAUUGGUGAACUCAGCUUGGAACCUUUGCUCCGUGGGGAAACGGCAGUCGCCAGUCAACAUAGAGACCAGCCACAUGAUCUUCGACCCCUUUCUGACACCGCUUCGCAUCAAUACCGGGGGCAGGAAGGUCAGUGGGACCAUGUACAAUACUGGAAGACACGUGUCCCUGCGCCUGGACAAGGAGCACUUGGUCAACAUAUCAGGAGGGCCCAUGACAUACAGCCACCGGCUGGAGGAGAUCCGGCUACACUUUGGGAGUGAAGAUAGCCAAGGGUCAGAGCACCUCCUCAACGGACAAGCCUUCUCUGGGGAGGUGCAGCUCAUCCACUAUAACCAUGAGUUGUAUACAAAUGUCACAGAAGCUGCAAAGAGCCCAAAUGGAUUGGUGGUAGUUUCUAUAUUUAUAAAAGUUUCUGAUUCAUCAAACCCAUUUCUUAAUCGAAUGCUCAACAGAGAUACUAUCACAAGAAUAACAUAUAAAAAUGAUGCGUAUUUACUACAGGGACUUAAUAUAGAAGAACUGUAUCCAGAGACCUCUAGUUUCAUUACUUAUGAUGGGUCGAUGACUAUCCCACCCUGCUAUGAGACGGCAAGUUGGAUAAUAAUGAACAAGCCUGUCUAUAUAACAAGGAUGCAGAUGCAUUCCUUACGCCUGCUCAGCCAGAAUCAGCCAUCUCAGAUCUUUCUGAGCAUGAGUGACAACUUCAGGCCCGUCCAGCACCUCAACAACCGCUGUAUCCGCACCAACAUCAACUUCAGUUUACAGGGGAAGGACUGUCCCAACAACCGGGCCCAGAAGCUUCAGUAUAGAGUAAAUGAAUGGCUCCUCAAGUAGGGAACUAGCCCAAGAAGAAUUCCAUCUCAGUGAAAUCUACAACUGUGAACUGACGUAACCUGGAAUGUCCCCUUCUUUCUUCUCGCUCCUUCCCUUUUCUCAAGCCUCAUUCACUCUUUGGACUGGCCCCAUCUUCAUGAAAAGUGUCUGCAAAAACAUGGCAGAAGACACACACGCACACAUACAUACGCACACACCUGCAAACAUAUCUACACACAUACAUGCACAGCCUUCAAGAUGGGAAGUCAAGUUUUCAGAAACAAAAGGUUCAUUCAUAAGAGGUCUUAGAAGAAAAUAACCAGUUAACCCGAUUACAAUUUUGAUACUGUUUUCCUGAACUAAUAAAUCUACCCAGUGAGACUUUUCAGCCUUUGUACAUACAGAAUUCUUCCAAAAGAGAGAGGAGGAAACAUGGCUCUCACAGCAUCAAGCAGACUUUGUGCUUUGCAUCGAGUAAUCUCAGAUAGUGUCCUAGGAUCCUUGGAGGGUGCUGGUGGCAGGUGAGCCAGGACAGAGGUGGCCAAGGACACUUAUUUCUAGAUUCUGAUUCUUCUGUUUACUCAACAAUUUAACAAGAAAAAAAAAGGACAGACAUUGAAGAGAUACACAUUGUAUAUAUAUAUCACCGCAGACUAUAAAGAAAUUGAAUUAUUUCCCCUUCGUCAC
This is a messenger RNA of Myotis lucifugus (little brown bat), 2370 nucleotides long. RefSeq names its product carbonic anhydrase 10 (gene CA10). The record is from RefSeq and is a predicted model, not a curated record. The transcript is spliced from 9 exons. Lineage: Eukaryota; Metazoa; Chordata; Mammalia; Chiroptera; Vespertilionidae. Gene Ontology annotation, molecular function: carbonate dehydratase activity; zinc ion binding. Bases 718 to 1704 code for a protein of 328 amino acids.